CUUUCUAACGCCUUCCAUACUCGUUUGGCAGCAAUAGAAAAGAAAAGGCUAGGCGAAGCAAAGCCAAAGCUACUUUACUUACUUGGAAUAUAAAGUUCCUGGAUUAUUAACAGAUAGGUGAACCAUGAUGGAAUUGAGGAAAGCGUUUCAGCUCAGUGUGUGUUUGAUGUUGAUUCUGGUAGAGGCACGGAAUAGUAAAUCAAGAGAACAUCAAGGGCCACCGCACAUUAUCUUCAUUGUAGCUGAUGAUUUGGGUUGGGAUGAUGUCAGUCUGCAUGGAUCAAGCCAGAUACUCACUCCGAACAUUGACAGGUUGGCCCAAGAGGGCGUGACGUUGACAAACUACUAUGUGUCACCCAUCUGCACUCCGACAAGAAGCGCCAUCAUGACGGGCAGGCACCCUAUUCAUACAGGCAUGCAACAUGAUACAAUAGCAGCCGAUGAGCCAUGGGGAUUGGGUCUGGAUGAGAAGACUAUUGCUCAGCAUCUGAAAUCAUUGGGAUACAGCACUCAUGCAGUUGGGAAGUGGCAUUUGGGUUAUUAUGCGGAGGAGUACAUUCCAACGAAGAGAGGAUUCGAUUCAUUCUUUGGCUACUAUAACGGGAGAGGGGACUACUUCACACAUGAGGAUAAUAAGGCUGGUUGUGCCGGUUACGAUCUUCACAAGAAUGGAGAGGUCUACUGGAGCGCAUUUGGUCAGUAUUCUACAGAAAUAUUCACCAGAGAAGCUCAGCAGAUUAUUAUGGACCAUAAUGCCUCUCAGCCGCUGUUCUUGUAUCUUGCACACCAAGCAGUGCAUGCAGGUGUGUAUGGAGCUCAUCUGCUAGAGGCUCCUUACAAGUAUUACCAGAGGUUCCCUCAUAUCAAGUCAGAAGGGAGAAGGAAGUAUGCAGCGAUGGUUGCGGGUUUAGAUGACUCAGUCGGGAACAUCUCCAAGACGCUACGGGAUACAGGUCUUUACGAUAACUCCAUCAUCGUCUUCACGACUGACAACGGAGGCCCCACCAAUGGCUACGACGGCAACCACGCAAGUAACUGGCCCCUCAGAGGGUGCAAGCAUACGCUAUGGGAGGGCGGGGUCCGGGGCACCGCCUUCGUGAACAGCCCCCUCAUUGAGAGACCAAGACGCUUCAGUGACCGGUUGAUGCAUGUCUGUGAUUGGCUCCCAACGCUCUAUGGCGCCGCCGGGGGUGACCCGAAGGACCUUGUGAAUUUAGAUGGAUACGACCAAUGGGAUGCAUUGUCAAUGAAUGCAAAUUCACCUCGGAUUGAGGUUCUUCAUAACAUCGAACCAAUCUUCAACUACUCAGCUAUCAGGAUAGGCGAUUAUAAACUUCACUAUGGUGCUUUUUCAAGUCGUUUUUCUGGAUGGUAUCCACCUGAAGGAGAGAAUUGGAAUGAAACAGAGAGAGUUCCCAAUGCAUUUGUAGUAAACUGUCCACCCAAACCAGAAAAUGCCUCAACAAACUGUGAUUAUGAGAAUAACGAGCCUUGUCUUUAUAAUAUCAGGGAGGAUCCUUGUGAAUAUAAUAAUAUAGCAGAGUGGAACCAAGCUGUAGUCCAGAUCAUGACGUUAAGACUGGAGCAACUUCGGCAAUCAGCAGUCGACCCAAGGAACCAGCCUGGCGAUCCUCGGAGCAACCCAAAGGAACACGGAAACGCAUGGGUACCCUGGGUGGAAUUAUAGCAGUACUGGAAAGUUGUAUCGAAGUGAUGACAUCACACACAAAAAAAUAUGACAUGAAAUUAUUUUUUGGUGUAUUUCGGCAUUUUUGCAACCAUGCUACCAUGUAUUGGCAGAGCACGAUGAAACACAUCCACAACCAAAAUUUAGUUGUAUUGUUCCAAAGGGAUCAAGGGUAUGACAGUGUGACUACGAGCCUAGCGCCAUUUAAGUCAGUGUAUAUUAACCUGGUUUCAAGCAGUUAUGAACUCAUUUUACAAUGAUUUUAAUAGAGCAUAUUAAGUAUUUGACAAUACUUUGACCGACAAAUUAAAGAGCGAUUCAUGACAAAUUUGGUACAUGUAGGUUUAUCGUGCUCUUCUGGAAUAUGGCAAUGAAAAUACUGAAAUGCACAAAAAGAUGACAUCAUCUGCCAAGUUGCCAAGUUGUGAGAUUUUUGGUGUAGAUGGUGGUGUUUUGUAAUGUAUGCCAUUUGUAAAGUUAUGUGGGACCUUCACCACGCAUGGGAAUGUUCUUAGGUGCAAGGUCACUAGCCACUUGUGUUGAGUAAGUAAACCUUCGCACAUCGGCACGCGGCUGUAUAUAAAACAUAUGGGGAAAAUAACAGAUGGGAUUGGGAGAGGGCGCACGACGGGGAUAAUUUCACCUUUCCUUUCCCACAAACCUCUAAAAUAUAUUCAUUUCUAAUUAAAAAGAAAAAAAUUGAAGAAAAUUUUUAUUCAAAUGUCAAAAUCAUCUCUUCCUCCACCCCUCUUCCAUUUUCCUCAUAAGUUUUGUACACAAUUCAAAACGGCGAUCCGCGAAGGCUGGCGAAGGUUUACUUACUCAACGCUGUGGGGCAUAGCAUUGGGCACUCUUCCCAAGUGUUUUGUUAUGUGCUUUAUUGACUUUCCAGUCUUCCACUUGUGUCUUUGUUUUUACCUUUUGAAAGCACAAAUGUUGUCAUAUCAGGAUUUUAAGAAAUAUUGUUGAAAAUAGUGUAGUGAUGUGUGAAGGGGUUUAAAGGGGAAGUUCACCCUGAAGAAAACUUUGUUGUGAAAAUAGCAGAAAAGAUAGUA
Messenger RNA from Lytechinus variegatus (green sea urchin), 2742 nucleotides. Its product is annotated as arylsulfatase I-like. The transcript has 11 exons. NCBI's taxonomy places the organism in Eukaryota, Metazoa, Echinodermata, Echinoidea, Temnopleuroida, Toxopneustidae. The record is from RefSeq and is a predicted model, not a curated record. Bases 125 to 1687 code for a protein of 520 amino acids.